Messenger RNA from Sphaeroforma arctica JP610, 423 nucleotides. RefSeq lists its product as hypothetical. The record is from RefSeq and is a predicted model, not a curated record. The transcript has 2 exons. Bases 1 to 423 code for a protein of 140 amino acids. NCBI's taxonomy places the organism in Eukaryota, Ichthyosporea, Ichthyophonida.
AUGGAGGCCGUACCGGCUGCCACUUUCUAUGAGGUCGUGAGCAUAACGGUUCCCGUAACGGUCGGCAGGGAAGGGGUCCUGGAAAUCCAUGCGGAGUUGUUCGCCGGGUCCAUAUACACAGGUUGGGCAAUGUUUGGCGAAUUCGGGAUGGGCUGUAGCAUAUGCGAUAGCGGCCUUGAUGUCGGCGCCAGGGGCAACUCCGGAACUAUGGGACCAAUCCUGGCGAUAAGGGAGAAUGCCCAAGACGGUUUGCCAUCAGCGUCCGUGCCGUGUCGAAGGAGCUUGUGCUCGAUGUUGUUAAUGAUAUACGGUUGGUUCUGGAUUCGAGUUAAAAACUUGUUCCAUCAUGUGGCCUUUGGACAAAGUGGUACGAGUAUGGCGGUGGUAGCGCCAGUGGUUAUAACAGUUUCGAGGAGUGCCUGA